AGGGAAAAUAUGAUUUGAAUAGUAGUCAUCCCUGCAAGAAUAGUAGAACCUUGCAGACCAGUUUGAGCUUUACACCAUGAGGGCACUUUAUUGGUGUUAAGGUUAGUUUAGGGGUUAUGGAAAAUAGGAUUUUUUAAUGGUACUACAUUUCUAUGGUUCUAACAUUGAUUACGCAAAACUGGAGCGCGUGUGUGUGUGUGUGUGUGUGUGUGUGUGUGGGCGUUCACUGGGUGCACAGCUAAUGUGUGAGAAUGGAGACAGGGUUGUGAGAGAUGCUCAAGUGCAGGAGGAGUGGGAGUAGGGUGGAGGGGGAUUAUCCACUGAAAUGACAAGCUGCAUAAGAAAUGAUCCCCAGCUCUCACAGGCCCUUCACAGACUCACUGCAACCAGGGGCUUACGGCUUGAAGACCUCAAUGUUUUCCAGGUCCUCGGGUGUGAGAUCAGGAGAGUGGAAAGGCUCCCGACAGACAGACGUCCCAAACAUCCCCAGCUACGGAAUGCAUCAACAUCACUGUGGUCGGGAAAUCAAACGGACACCUUUUUCUUCACUGCUCACGGCACAGGACUGGACCGGGCCUUUCUAAAGCGUCCGGUGUUCACAGGCUCACAGGAAUGCCAGCACGGGCCGGGUGAGAGCCCCAACAUGGCUCCCGUCAUGGCCGCUAUUGUGUGUUGUUGACUUCCGUUUUUGCUGCGGAGGAGGGAUUACUGUACGUUGAGCAGGUAGAUAUUAGAACCUGUGAAAUACUGUCGCGGCCCAUGUGCAUCCUCACCUCUUAUCCGUUUUUGGAAGUACAGUACCUGAUGACCUAGCGGAUCUUGUCAUUCCCAGUAGCAGUGCUGAACCAUACGAGUGGGAUCCUAGUAUUGAACAUGACUCAUGGGGAGGAGCCUGGCCCUGAGACACACACGGAUUCAGCUGUUCUAACUUAUCUGGAAGGUUUACUGAUGCAUCCCGUGGCGGCUGGGCCCGGGGCCACGGCAACCCGGAGAUCGGAGCCUGCGCACGGGCAUGCCAACCCAGUGGAGCAGGUCAACAAGGCGGCCCGGCCGUUCCAAAUGCCCAGCCACGGCCCCGCCGCCGCCACCGUUCAGAAGGCCGGGAACGGCCCCGCCCUGCACCACGCAGCCUCCCAGAACCUGAAGAAGGCCCGGCUGCUCCGCUCGGGGGCAUGGAAUGAGCCUGGGGCUCAGAGGCUCAAUUCCCCCCCUGUGGAGCUGAACGGUCAAGGGGGUGCGGGUGGCCUGCAAAACGGCGCCAUGGAGGGCUCCCCUCACGCUGGGGAGAGCACGCUGCUGGCCUCCCUGCUGCAGUCCUUCAGCUCCAGACUGCAGAGCGUGGCCAUGUCGCAGCAGUCCACCAAACCCCCGAGCGAGCUCUCUCCGCCCACCGAGGCCCCUCCUGCCGCGGAAAAGGAGCCGAUCCCCUGCUACGGCAUGGCCUCCAGCCGCCUCAAGGGCCUGAUGAGGAAGAGCAAGUUGCAGAACCACAGCAGCACGCCAUACAGCCGGCGCGUCCACGGCCAGGACAGGACCUCAGAGUCCCCCAGGUCGGUACCGAGCAGCACCCCUCCCUCCAUCCCCACCACCGCCCCUGCUGCCACGGAUGCUGUGUCCUGUGCCGAACGGCUCAAGGCGGUCGCCAAUCUGGUAAAGAUCCGGUCCAGCCCCGCUCCCUCGCCCAAGCCCAGUGUGGCCUGCAGUCAGCUGGCCCUGCUGCUGUCCAGUGAGGCCCACCUGCAGCAAUAUAGUCGGGAGCAAGCCCUCAAGGCCCAGCUCUCCGGCCGCUCGGCCAGUGAGAGGCUGGCGGCCAUGGCAACACAGCAGACCCAGGACAAGAGGCCUCCGAGUGUGGGAGAGGCUCCGCCCACCAGCACAUCCACCACCGCCCCGGACCCGCUAAGCUCCUUAACCGCCCAGAAUGGGACCGCGGCAACAGCACUCCCCCGACUGGCACUCGGCAGCGGCCCCAGGCAGCGGAGCCCCUCCCUGCUGCCGCCCCACAGUUCGCCCCACCCCACCCCUCCUCCUUUGCCCCUCACCCCACAGACCCAACCCCCAACCCCCACUAGGGAGAAACGGAGCUGUGACUCACGUCCCACCCGGCCCCCCCAGACCUGCAGCAGCCUGCUCCUUCUACUCCUCAACAACCACAACAACCAGAAGCAGCUGACCAAGAACGGACACCUGGAGGAUGACUUUGGGGUCCUGCCCCCUAGCCGCAGCUCCUCAGUCACCUCCGACAGCGAGUGUUCCAUCCCGAAGAAGAGCCUGGCCAAGAGAGAGGAGAGCUGUAGUGACGCUGAGGGCUCCUACUCCAGCUGUUCUCCUAUUGACCUCUCCAUGAGGAACAAGGCCAGCAACAGAGCCGCAGAAACCAUGCCUAGUGCCACCUCCUCCACCGCUACUUCUUACUCCUCUCCUUCUACUGCUUUCUCCUCCUCUGCUGCUUUCUCCUCCUCUACUGCUUUCUCAUCCAGUUCUUCUGUUGUUUUUUCCUCCUCCUCCUCCACCACUUUCUCUUCCUCCUCUAAUGUUCUCUCCUCCUCUUCUUCAUCCCUAGACAAACUCACUGAGUCCCUGCUAAACAAGUGGAAGCCAGAUCCCUCUGGGCCGAAGGUCCUCCAGGUUAAGAAGGAGCUUGAAAUUAGCCCAGACCUUAAGUCCCACCCCAAGGUCACUCUUAUGCAGCUCCUUCUGGAGCGCAGGAAUAACGACAAGGUAAACAAAAUGGUGGUUAAUCCAGAUUUGCAACAUGACGCAACCCUGUCCAGUCUGUCACGUGGCCCACUUAAGUCACUAAACCCCUGGGAGGAGGUCAGGACACAGAGUCCCCUGGAUCGACCAGGCCAAAGCCUUCCCCUGUACUCCCUCAGCCGAGACCCCAGCAACACCCCGUCCCCCUUCUCCUACCCCUCUCCCCAUGCCCAUGUCCAGUCCAGCCCUCUGGAUCUCUGCAAGUCCAAACCCUUCCCUGCUGAGAAAGCUGCGGCUGAGCCGGCGUUCAGCGCCAGUAAACUGUUACAGAACCUGGCCCAGUGCGGCACCGCCUCACCAUCCCCACCCGUUGGUCCCGGGCGAGUCCCCAGCCAGGAGCUGGAUGUGGUUGGCGGUAGGCCCCUGGCUCUGCUUGAGAGGCUCAAUGCCCCCAUCCAGAGGAGCACCACCACCCCCCUAUCAGACGGGCCCUCAGGCAGCGGCACCCCGUCGUUCGGACGCCAGGGGGACAUGUCGCCCCCCUCAUCCCAGAUCGAGAACCUUUUGGAGCGUCGCACCGUGCUGCAGCUACUGCUGGGAACGAGCUCAUCCUCAGCCUCCUCUAUGGCCUCGGCCACCCGCAGAGACAGACAGCACUCCAGCGGGAGGGGCAGUGUGGAGACGGCGGCAGGGGGCUGCUACGAGAAGGGCACCUCUGUCAUCUGUGACAGCUCCAAUGGGCCCUCAGCAGUAGACGUCAAGGUCAAAACUGAACCAGGGGAGGAGGUCCUCGGCCCGUUGUCCUCCGCAGUGUGUGAGGAUGUGACUAGCAGAAAGAGGCAGGGAGGUGGAGGAGGAGGGUUUCCUGACAGGCACAGCCCCCUCUCUGAACCCCAGCAGGACCUAAGGACAGAGCCCCGGCCCACAGAGGUCAUCGCUAAAUAUGGACUUCUCAGCCAGCUCCUGAAACAGCAGAGCGCUACCUACUACACCAGCGCCGCGCAGCUUCACACAGAUCGCCGGCCCAGCCCCGUGCCUGUGAAGGAGGAGCAGAAGGACUACCACCACCAGGGACCCAGCCCUAAAAAGAGACGCCUCUGCUCAGAGCUGGCCGAGAGCCUGAACAAUGGCAGCCCUCAGAGGGCAGUGGUGGAUGGUGGAGGAAGCCACAGCAGCCUGGCCCGUGGCCAGGGACCAGAGGAGCCUGACUACCACAGGGGCCACAGGAGUCCUAAGGAGGAGGCUCCAACCAGGAGCCCCGGCAGUGAAGUUCUCCUUCCCAGAGAGAGCCGGGGCUUCAAUGUGCUCAAACAGCUGCUCCUGUCCGACAACUGUCUGAAGGAGCUGUCCCAGCAUCCCCGGGGGGCCCCCAGCCCCUCUGUCCUGCAUGCCAAUGGCAAAGCCAACGGGAGCAGCCUCAACCUCAAUCAGCCAGGCUACAAUCAUCACGACCUCCUCAACCUGCCCACCUUGCCCUGGCACCACCCUCACAGCUCCCUCAACUCAGGGCCCCCCAGCCACCUCAGACCCCUGCCCUCACCCAUGACAGGGGACAGCAGCCGGCGCUCCCCCUGGGGGCGCCACACAGCACCCACACCCCAUCAAGACUCGCCUAAGCGGGACUCCACUCCUGUCAAGCAGGAGCCACAGAGCCCGGUGCGGUGGGCGGCUCGGGACCGGGAGGAAGAGGAGGGCUGUGACUCCAUCCCGGACUCCCCCCGGCUGACCCGCUCCAACCCCAUCCUCUACUACAUGCUGCAGAAAGGCAGCGCUCAGCUGAGGAGAGAGAUGAGGGACCAGGCAGAGGGGACCCAGGGGUCAGGGGGAGCGAGGGUGAAGGAGGAGCCAGGUAAUGACGCCCAUGUUGCAUAUGAACACAGACUAAGCUCCACCGCCAACUCCACCCUGCACUCCUCCCUGUCCCCUCCUUACAACAACGACAAGCACAGCCACAAGGAUGACCGGCUGAGCGACUCCUCUGACAAAUGGUAGUUUUAUGAACUAAUGACUUUUAUUAACUGAAACGUGAAAAAGACAAAAGGGGGAAAAAUAUGACAAUGUUUUUUUUUUUUUUUUUUUUUUUUUUUUUUGCUUUUUUACUGACUUGCCAAAUUAAUUUGUAAUUUGAUGAGAGGAAAUGAGAAAGAAUGCCAGAGUGAGGAUUUUCAAUAAGAACCGAGCAAAUGAAUUCAAGGCAUUAUUUUCAUUACUGUAUCAUAAUUCUAGAUGUCUUGGGAUACGGAAUGGGUAGUAUGAUAUAACCCUUCAAAAGAAUGUCAAAUUACUUGCACCAAAAUUAGGUAAUCGUCAAAUGUUGACCUGGCCACUGGUGAUUUCCAUACAGUACGUAUUAUACAUUCUUAACUGAAUGAAAGAAAGCACCAUUCAAAAGAGUUGUCUGGUUUAAUCCAUAUGAUUUGUGUCUGUGUUGCACACACAUAUCACUAUUCUAUGUCCUCUCCUUUGCCACCCGUAAAACAUUUCCAGAGAACAUUUCCAGCUACAUUUAUUAUUGAUGAAAGAUGUUAGCACUCAGUUCACUGCAUAUUUAUUUUCCCAUCAGGAGGUUUUCAGAUGGACAGAGAGCAUCCAUUUGAGAUCAGAUCCUUAAGAUAGUCUUACCAGGGUAAGCACAGGAAUACAUUAAAACAUACAAAAUAAAGAAAUUUUAAAGGAAGACCUUGAGAACAACAAUCAUAAUCAAAUCCACUGACGGUACCUAUAAUCCUAUUCUGUUUGAAGGUUCUGCAUUGGGUGCCACUGUACCUUCGCAAGACAGUGAGUUGGCUGUCCACGUACAGGCAAGGCUGUGUGCUCACAACGCAUUGCAUUUUUGCUUCGAUCUGAAAUGAACUUGUUGGGGCUACAUUUUGACAGUGCAAAUACAGGGUGACUUUGUGUUAAUAUAUGGUAAUACAACUGGCAAUACAGCUGUUAUUGACUAGUUGUGUUGGAAGUUAUUUUAAAAGAUGAAGCAACAGUGCCUGUGGGACAUACACUGAGUGUUGUACAACUUGUAUGCAGGUUUGAAGCAACAGGUUAAAGACUGCAGUAUCUGCAUCACUGUUUCAUUAAAAAUCUAUUGAAAAGGAUGGUUUUGAAAUACAACUACAUGUUUUGGAAUAAAUAACACAGUCUUGUUUGAUAUUGUAGCCCUGUGUUUACACUGUCAAAGGUUUUAGCUUUUGGUGUCUUUAAAUUGAAUAUGUUUAUGGCAUGUAAUGAAAAAAAUGUCAGUGUUGAUAUCCGUUGAACAUUUUGACAGUUUGUGAAGUUUAUUUUGUGUUUCUUGAUUCUUGUGCUUUAUGGACACCUUUUACUUUCGUGGUGGUUUCUUAGCUCAUAUUAAAAUGUAAAAAUAAUUGCAUGGAAAUAAAGAGAAAUCCGCAGGUACAUUUUGAAGCAGCUGGAUAUGACGUGAACCUACCACCCAAUAAUCACUGAGACAUAUUUGGUGUCUUUUGAGGGCUUAUCCUAUCUCUAGCUCCUUAUUUUGAUUGUACUGUAUUUUUUUCAGUUUCACACACUGCUGUCAUCCAUUUAGUCUUACAUGUGAUCUUUUUUAAAUACAUAUACAUAUGAAGUACAUAUUCAGUACAUGGUUCUUCUAUUAAAAAUACAUUUUCACGAUGGUUAAAUAUAUGUGUAAAUAGUACUUUCAUUAUGAAAGAUAACUAUUUUGUAUCGUUGAAGAAAAAGAUAUUACCCUAGUUUUUAAUGCCCUGAAAAAUGUAAAUAUGAAUUCUAUGCGUAAUAGUGUACAUACAAAUGGCAGAGGAUGCGAUGCCCAUUUUUGGUUGGUUUGUUCUUUGCAUGUGUCUCUAUGUGGUAAAUGAUAAUCUAUCCUGCGCCGUGUUGUGUAAAACUGUCUGACUCUCCUCACUGCUGCCUGUUGCAUGCAGACGCAUGGGAACUACCUGUGUAUCCCUACUGGUGAUGGGGCAAAAUGUCAAGUCUUAUAAUAGGUCUUUUUUAUCACAGAGAGAGGGUCAUUUAGAACAUGAACAGUCCCCAAAUAACCACAGACUGUUGAGCAAGUGGAGAAAAAUGUGUGAAAAUAAACGUGCAUUAAAUAUUUUUGUGAUUUUAUUUUCUGUUACUGGUUGACGAAAGCUUAGAUGGACAGAGUCUGAGGGUUUUAGUGAAGGUAUGAAGUACAAUCAUGAACCUGUAUUGUGCAUCUGAAACAUACGUUUGUAGCAAAAAAGAAAGGGUUUCAUGUGACAACCUGAAACAUUAUUUGAUUUUUUUAUGUUUUCAUUUUUUUGGUGUUAAUUUGCACUGAUAUCUAAAAAAUAAAGUACUAAAAUGCUUGACUGA
This is a messenger RNA of Esox lucius (northern pike), 7017 nucleotides long. RefSeq names its product nuclear receptor interacting protein 1b (gene nrip1b). The coding region runs from base 874 to 4689 and encodes 1271 amino acids. Gene Ontology annotation, cellular component: nucleus. The transcript is spliced from 2 exons. Gene Ontology annotation, biological process: regulation of transcription by RNA polymerase II. The record is from RefSeq and is a predicted model, not a curated record. Gene Ontology annotation, molecular function: transcription coregulator activity; signaling receptor binding. NCBI's taxonomy places the organism in Eukaryota, Metazoa, Chordata, Actinopteri, Esociformes, Esocidae.